CACCAAAGUAGUUUGUCAGUUCAUGAAUUAAUUAAUAACAUUCAAUAUGGAUCUCACCAACAACCAAUAAUGGAUAGCCACGUGUUAUACAGCGAUGACACAGAACAUAAAUAACCCUAUCCUCACCGCUCUUGACCACCGUCCACCACCAUAAUCAACGCUCACGUGACCAACGUAACUUAAGUCUUAAUUUACUUUUCUUCUUCUAACUGACGCUUUUACCCCUAACACUUCCCGCAAUUCACACAUCACUCCUCCUUCACGUUUCCCUCGCCAUUCGCGUGUUACUCCAAACGACACCGUUCCGUCGCACUCUCUGUAGAUCGGAGAAUGUCGACGGAGAAAGUUUUUAACGGUAGAGAUGAAUUCACCGAUUCUUCAAACACAUUCCACUCUAUUCUAGCAUUAUCGUUAUGGCUUGGAGCGAUUCACUUCAUCAUCGGAUUGGUCCUCUUCGCUACAUUCUUCCUUCCUCUCUCCAAAUCUCUCUCGGUUUUAGGUUUUCUGUUAUUGCUUAUGGUGCUUCCCGUGGAAGCUAAGAGCAAAUUUGGUAGAAGAUUAUCUAGGUACAUAUGCAAGCAUGCUUGUAGUUACUUUCCCAUCACGCUUCAUGUAGAGGACAUAAAAGCCUUUGAUCCUAAUCGUGCUUAUGUUUUUGGUUAUGAACCACAUUCAGUUUUGCCAAUUGGCGUUAUUGCACUAGCUGACAACACAGGUUUCAUGCCUAUUCCCAAAGUUAAAGUUCUUGCCAGCAGUGCGGUGUUCUACACACCAUUUUUAAGACACAUAUGGACAUGGUUGGGUCUUACACCAGCAACAAGGAAAAAUUUUAUCUCCCUGUUAGCUGAUGGCUAUAGUUGCAUUUUAAUACCUGGUGGAGUUCAAGAGACAUUUUUCAUGCAGCGUGGUCUUGAGAUUGCUUACCUUAAGGCAAGAAGAGGUUUUGUCCGCAUAGCAAUGGAGAAGGGCCGACCCUUGGUUCCAGUUUUCUGCUUUGGUCAGUCAGAUAUCUAUAAGUGGUGGAAACCAAGUGGAAAGUUAUUUCUGAACAUUGCGAGGGCUAUCAAGUUCACCCCAAUAUAUUUUUGGGGUAUUUUCGGAUCCCCAUUACCGUUGAGACAUCCAAUGCAUGUGGUGGUGGGUAGACCAAUUGAGCUUGAGAAAAAUCCAGAACCAACGAUGGAGGAGGUUUCCAAGAUACAUAGUCAGUUUGUGGAAGCACUUCAAGAUCUCUUCGAAAGGCACAAAGCUCGGGCUGGCUAUCCAAACCUUGAGUUAAAAAUUGUUUGAUAAGGCCUUAAUAUCGUCUCAUGUCUAUCAUUGGUUUAUUUAUGUAUUUUCUGUUAUCUUUUUUAGGGAUGGGGGUUGGAUGUAAUUGGGGCCAUGUAUUGCAUGUAAUAAAAGGCCAUCACCCGUAGUGUAACUGAAUAGAAGCAAUAAUGCCGAAUGAGGGGGUGGCCAUCUUUAGUUAAGCGUAUCUAUUUUUUCAAUAUAGUAAAUUAAAUAUUUGAAAAUAAUUUAGGUUUGGUUGAAUUCUUAAUGUUUUCCAUGGUGGAAAUUUUUUAGUAUGAAAUUGCCCUUCAAUUAUAAUAACUUGUAUAUUUUGUA
Molecule: messenger RNA, 1608 nt
Organism: Cicer arietinum (chickpea)
Lineage: Eukaryota; Viridiplantae; Streptophyta; Magnoliopsida; Fabales; Fabaceae
Product: diacylglycerol O-acyltransferase 2D
Biological process (GO): triglyceride biosynthetic process
Cellular component (GO): endoplasmic reticulum membrane
Molecular function (GO): diacylglycerol O-acyltransferase activity
Source: RefSeq, a predicted model, not a curated record